CCAACAGUGUAACUUCCUGCUCUAGUCUCUCUGUGAAUUUGUGGUUUUUGAAAGAAACUCAGAGAGCGAGAGAGACAGAGAGUGAGCAAAAGUAGCUGGAUCUGGGUGGGAAGUCUUUUAGCACUAAAUAAAAAGUAACAAGUCGUAGCUGACAGCAGCAUAGAGGCCAGUAAUGGAGCCACAAGAGAUCAGAGAGGGAUACUUAGUGAAAAAGGCUCCCCGUUGUCUUAUCGAUCCUCAGGGUACGGUGCUAAACUCCUGGAGGGCAGUGUGGGUGGUGCUGUCAGAAGAUGCAGUGGAAUACUAUAAAAAGAAAACAGACCAGUCGCCGAAAGGAAUGAUCCCACUAAAGGGAGCCACAUUCGUCAGUCCUUGCCAGGAUUUUAGCAAAAGGAUGCUGGUCUUCAAGAUUACCACAGAAAAGAAGCAGGACCAUUUCUUCCAAGCGUCACACGUGGAGGAGAGAGAACUCUGGGUGAAGGACAUCAAGAGGGUUAUUACCUGCUUGCAAGGAGGGAGACAGUUUGCCAGAAAGUCUACAAGACGCUCCAUUCGCCUGCCUGACAAAGUCAACCUCGCUGAGCUGUACACACUGAUGAAGGACCAGGAUGACGGGGUACGAGAAAGGAAGUUGGAGCAGACAAAUCGUGUUUUCAACCACUGUUUCACAGGUGCGACAGUGGUAGAGUGGCUGAUUUCAAAAGGGAAAGCUAGAAAUAAUGCUGAGGCUCUUAUGUUAGCAACGGGGCUCCUGAACGAGGGCUUUCUCCAGCCUGCGGGCGACCAGUCAAAGGAGGCAGCGGAGAGCGCAGAGCAAACAGCCUUCUUAGAUGAUCCAAAAGCCCUGUACUACUUUGCAGACAGUGGGUUCUUCUGUGAAGGCUACUCCAGUGAUGAAGAUGAGCUUAUGAAAGAUGAAUUCAGAGGCAACAUCAUCAAACAGGGCUGCUUGCUGAAACAGGGACAUAGGAGAAAAAACUGGAAAGUGCGGAAGUUCAUACUGCGAGACGACCCUGCUUACAUGCAUUACUCUGAUCCCUCAAAGGCAGAUGACCCUCUGGGCUCGGUUCAUCUCCGUGGGGCCGUGGUUACAGCUGUGGAGUACGUGCCCGAUGCCAAAAAGUACGACAUCGAUGGCAACCUCUUUGAGAUCAUCACUGCAGAUGAAACUCACUACUUCCUCCAGGCUGCAACAGGCGAAGAGAGAAAGGAGUGGAUCAAAGCGAUACAGACAGUGUCCAAAAGUGGAAAAUAACAAGGGUAGCAGAGCAGCAGGGAAAUAUCCGCCAGCUGCGGUUCUAAUGAAACUAAAUUUACUCUUAAGCUUUGUGCUGUUUUCUUUCAUUGUGACAUAACAGGCAAGUUGGACUUACUGUAUGUACACAUUCUCAAACUACUUUUAGAAUAUGAUUGUGAACUAUGGUACAAUUAAAAUGAUGUAAAGAGAAAUAAAUAUGUACAUUUAAUCUCAAAAAGUGAGAAUAAAUAAGUAGUAGCCUUUAAAAAAAAAAAAUUAAGUAUCAAUGAGAAGACUGUUUGUAUAUGGUCAUGUACCUACACAUAGAUAUGUUCUGUUAUGUGAAUCAGUUAAGCAGCUGUUUUCUAAAAAAGGAGAAAAGGAAGGGGGUAAGGUUUCAGAAAAAAUGCAGAAAUAGUAUGAAAAGCUGUCCUUGUGAGAGAAAAAAACCCCCAACUGUUUCAAGGCCUAUUUCUCACUCACAGUGGUUUUCUGAUUUCCUUUAUCGUUCGUCUUUUCAAAAGUUUAAGACAGUUUCUUCUAUCGCACCAUAACAGAACAGUUCCUAAGUGUGAAACGGCUCUGAAUCACACUCUGCCUUCACAUUUUCACAGUCAGUUUGCAGCUCACAGGCCUGCUGCAUCUGGGAGACAAACUAUCAGCUUCAAAAGUGACAGAGUUUGAGUGACAGGAUUACUACAAGUGAAACGUCUGUUUACUGUGAUUACAACUGAAAUGACUGACCAUUUGAGGAUAGCGCUGAGUUUAUCACAACCUGCUUCUUAUUGCCAUUGUUCUGCUUAUCACUUCCAUUCUUUGCAUUGCUGAUUCGCUGAGGGCUAGGAAAAAGUCAAGCAGCACCUAGAUUAUAACAGUGUUUAAUCCCCAGCUCAGUCAAAGAUAACUGGAGGAGGCAAAUAAUGCCAGACAACAAUGGUAAAUUAAACUCUUCCCAGUUUGUCAAAUUUAUUAUAAUAGAAUAAUCCCCUAAAAAGGCCUUAUCUCAGUUUAAAUAGGCGCAAGUUACAUGUAUGGUUCUCAUUUAUGUUACUCUAUCCUAUUAUACCACAUACUCAAGACCAGAUAAUAAAAAACCCUCAUUUGAUUUCAGUUUGACUUUGGAGAUGACAGCUUUGACUACUAAUAAAACCUUUUAGUCCUGAGAACCACAUUAAAUCAUGCUGACAAAAUUGCCCUUUCAAAUUUAAUCCUACGCAUAGGUGUUAAACACCCACUCAUUUUUCGUUCAUGCUUCAACUUGAGCAAUGAAAUGUUAUCAUGAGAAGAUACAGUAAUUCUGCACAGAAUAAAUAGUUAUACAGAGUAAGUACCAAUGCUAAGGUUUGAUUUAUCAUUGAAUGAUAUAAAUUAUAUUAACUAGCCUAUAAACGUGUCAUAUUAGAAAGUGUAGACACAAGCUUACGUUCCACUUUUAGACAUUUUCACCCUCCCUGCGUAUUAGAUGCAGUUUACCAUUCCAACACUAGGGGGCAGUAUUUAUCAACCUAACGUUCUUCGUUCGAGUCAAAACAAAGCAGCAACGUUGCAAACGGGGAACUUCAUUUCAAAUAUGAAGGACCAAUAAACUUUAUAACUACUAGAUAAACUAUGAAAAAUAUGAUAAAAUGCUUGUCAUGAUAUAUCUAAAUAUGCAGUAACAUUUCAAGACUUGGAUUGUUGUCCUCAUAUAGCCUAAUGUCAGGUUUGCAUGUGCCCUAUGAUGACUACAGAAACGGUUCAGUCUCCUGUUAAGAAUAUCUGAAAUGUAGAGAUUCAGCAGUCGUAGAAAUUUCAAAAUUGCAGUGUCUCAUACAUGAUGUUUUUUGUGUUGUAUAGUUGUUAGUUUUCUAGAAGUACCUGAACUAAUGUCUCCAUCUUACCUAACAUUGUAAGAAAUGUAAGAUCCAUGCCAUCAUGCUCAGGGUGUAAGAUGUGUCUCUAUUAUUAGGAAGCCACAUGAGUCGGGAGAAAACUAGUCAUUGUACAAUUUCUAAGCCUAUAUUUAUUAUUUUCUAGAAAGGUAAAUGACUAGCUAAAAACUAGUUAUUGCAGUAUUUCCUAUUCCUUUAUUCUAAAUUUGCAAUGUUUUCUUCUGCAACAUAUCCUGCUCAGUUCCUGUUUAUCUUCAAAAUGAAGAAUUAGUGUGGUUUCUCUGGUUUUGACUCUAGUUUCCAGGGGGCGAUAGCAACUGCUGCAGAAGAAGCUGUGUCUGAUGCUACUGGGUGUGCAUAUAAUCAAUAAAAGAAAUUAAACAUGUGACGUAAACAGAGUGGCAACCAGAGUAGUAUCAGCAAAAGACUUCCAAAAUGGUGUGAAGAGGAGGUGGAGGAUUUUGUAGUAAAAACUAGCUGAUCCAAGUUGUUAUUAGCUAUUCUUUAGCCAUCUUGGCUUGCACACCCCUGUAUAAAUCUCUGCAUUAAGCUCACCCCUGACCCUUGGCAGUUGGCUCAGUGCAUUCUGUACCUGUGAAAAUGCCUGUGAAUGGGAUUCCCAGGCAUGGCUGUCCAGUCUGAUGGAAUGGAUGAACUCCACUGAACUUGAAGGAAUGAUUGGAAAAUUGAUUUCUUUAGCUUUUAUAGGACUCGAGCCCCAAAUCGUUUUUCAAAAGCCAUGAAUCAGUUGACCAGGUUACCGCAACCCACCAUCAUUAUACACCUGUAUAUGUUGCUCGCACAUCCCUCCAAGACUCUGACUUGCCAAAGAUAAACAAGUAGUUUGAUAUAAGUAAUUACUCUCUUAACAGGCCUUUUUGUUUUAUUGAGUUUUUCAUAUAAAGACAGUUGCAUAGCUUUGUUUUUAUAACGCAGAACUCAGAACUUUUGCAUAGAAGGUGAUGAAAGAUACAAAAUACACAUUAAAAUGCAGACGAAAUGUGUCGGCUUUAAUGUUUUAAUAUUCCCUGCAUUAUUAAAGCAUGUCUCCCUCUGAUAAAAAAAAAACAACAAAAGGGUGAAAAACAAAAUAAAACAAAGUAAUUGGUGGAAAAAAAAACUAUCCCUGAUGUAAUAUGAUGGAAAUAAAUGGACAAAAAGAAAGAAACAUCCAAAUAAACUAUUUUCUAAACUCUUGUCAACAGCAAGAAGGAUCCAUUUAUUUUUUUGUUUGAUUCUUGCUUUUUUCUGACACAUUGUGAGCAUUGUGCCAUCCGGGAGGAAGAGUGAAAAACAGGUACAAUUCCUGUGUGAAAAUGAAAAAAUAGGCUAUUUUUUGAAGUAAACUUGUUUAGCAAAGGAACUACAUUAUAAAGCAUUUCUGCAAUUACACCAGCCUGUUCCCAGAAAAAUCAUUUCCUGACCAUUCCAAGAUUACAAAAAGAAUCCAGAUUGACAGUUCAUUUUUGACUAGAUGUUAUCUAACUGUGCUUCUUAUUCAACUGGUUACCCCUCAAGAAGUCUUUUAUGAGUUUGUUGACAAA
Messenger RNA from Cololabis saira (Pacific saury), 4652 nucleotides. RefSeq names its product pleckstrin (gene plek). Gene Ontology annotation, biological process: intracellular signal transduction; actin cytoskeleton organization. Gene Ontology annotation, cellular component: plasma membrane. The coding region runs from base 173 to 1255 and encodes 360 amino acids. NCBI's taxonomy places the organism in Eukaryota, Metazoa, Chordata, Actinopteri, Beloniformes, Belonidae. The transcript has 9 exons. The record is from RefSeq and is a predicted model, not a curated record.